AUGAGGCUGCUCGCCUUUUUUCUCGUAGCCUUAUCAUGGGUAAAUUUUGUAUUGUCACGGGCCGUUUUUGCUCACUUCAUGGUCGGCAACACGGAGCACUAUUCAGCAGCUGACUGGAUCGACGAUAUCAAACUGGCCCAAGAAGCCCACAUCGAUGCGUUCGCUCUUAAUAUGGCAAAGGGAGAACCAAUGAAUGCCAAAGCUAUUGCAGACGCUUUCUCAAAUGCCGAGGCUCUUGGCUUCAAACUCUUCUUUUCUUUCGACUAUGCUGGCCGCGGACCCUUUUCCAAGGAGGAAGUGAUAACCUGGAUAAAUAAGUAUGCAUCGAGUAGUGCGUACUUCCGAUACCAGGGCAAACCUUUCGUAUCGACCUUUGAAGGGCCUGAUCAAGCUGAAGACUGGGUCGAUAUCAAAGCAACGACUGGCUGCUUCUUUAUACCAGACUGGUCAUCUCUGGGUGCUGAUCCCGCAGUUGCAAAGGCUAGUGGUGUUGCUGACGGGCUUUUCAGUUGGGCUGGCUGGCCGUGGGGAGAUCAUGACAUGGAAACGUACGUCGAUGCGUCUUAUAGACGGGCUCUCAAGGGUAAACCAUACAUGAUGCCAGUCUCUCCAUGGUUCUAUACCAAUCUUCCUGGAUUCGGUAAGAACUGGCUGUGGCGUGGCGACCACCUUUGGUUUGACCGCUGGAUCCAGGUUAACGUUCUUAUGCCCGAGUUCGUCCAGAUCAUUUCAUGGAACGACUAUGGCGAAAGCCACCACAUUGGCCCAAUCCGGGACCACGCCCUCGUGGCAUUUGACACCGGCAAGGCACCUUAUAUGUACUCCCUCGAUCACCAUGGCUGGCGGGUUUUCUUGCCAUUUGCCAUCGAUCGGUACAAAAAUAGCAAAGCUACCAUCACGUACGAGGGGGUUUCAUUUUGGUACCGUCCCACUCCCAAGGGGGCCUGCAGCACAGGUGGCACCACGGGCAACACCGUUUCGCAGGUCCAAAUGGAAUUCCAGUCGUACGACAUCAUUGAGGAUUCCGUGUUUUUCACCAUUCUCUCGACUGAGGCGGUCACUAUCACGGUCACCAUUGGAGGCGUGGCGUCCAAAGGCGUUCUGAGAGACCUACCCGACGGCGGUGCUGGCCUCUACCACGGAAGUGCCCCUUUUGACGGCCGUACAGGCGACGUCAGAAUCAGUGUAUGGAGGAAAGAUGUUCUCAUUGCGGACGAAACCGGACCUGCCAUAAAAAACGAUUGCCACAACGGUAUGACCGGCUUCGACGCUUGGGCUGGAGGAAGUUUGAGUUCCAAAGCCUCGAGGCCAAUCAACACGCCGUCUCUAGAAGACGAAGUGUGCAUCAGAGGCGUGGGUGCUAACGACUUUGAUGUCCUUUGUCGCACAACCUGUUUCUGGGGCUACUGCCCAGAGAGUGCUUGUGUUUGUAAAGCGACGGGUGCCCAGAUCAAGCUGCCUCCACAGACAGCCGGGGAAGUUUUCCCCGCGGAGGGCUUGAACUCGAACUACAUUGGACUUUGCAACUAUGCAUGUCUCUACGGGGCCUGCCCCGCGACGUACUGCGGCAAGACGGAGUAUCCCUUGAUAGAGCCGACAGUUUCUCCUUUCAACCCACCAGCAUGCACCUCGGGGACGGGAGAUGGGGAAUGGGCAGCGAUUUGCAACUUUGCGUGCUACAAUGGCUUCUGCCCUAUCCAUAGGUGCAAGUGUACAAGUCAAGGCCCUCUCAAUUUCCUGAAUCCCACCCAAACGACCAAGGCCAUCAGUCGAAUUGGCAACGACCAUGGUCUCUGCGCUUUCGCUUGCGCUAGAGGCUACUGUCCCAAGAGCGUCUGCGAUGCCAGCGGGGGCGACCAGCAAGGGCAGACCGACCCUCCUGUACACCAGGUUGAGAUGCCUCACCUUGACAGCGAUUGUUACAUGUUCCCUGACUGUGUCGAUCUUGACAAUACACAAGCCUCCAGCUGCCGAGACGGCUACAAGAGCAUGUCUUUUGAUAGAGGGACUUGCUCCGGUAAUUCUGGUCGCCCCAUUUGCUGCAAGAACAGUGCUCUUCCCAUGCAGUGCACUUGGAGAGGCAGCGGAGGAGACUGCAACGGACAGUGUCACAAGGGAGAGGUCACGCUAUUCGAAUCAUCAACAGGAGGCGAGCCUGGAGAGAGCGGUGACGGCAAGUGCAGUCGUGGGCACAAGGUUUUCUGCUGUGAGCUCAAGACCUUCAAGGUAAUGACCAGUCAGUGUCGCUGGACCGAAUGCUCUGAGAAAUGCACCGAAGAAGAACAACAAGUCGCUCAAGCGGAGGAUCUUGAGGGGAAAUGCGGCCUUGGGUGGCGUAAGAAGUCUCUUUGCUGUACACCUGAACAGGCUGUCUUUGGAAACGGAGUUUGCCCUGUUUCACAUUGUACCCUUCAAGAAGGCAUCUGUGCCCCAGAUGAAUUCGGUUCGCUGGACAUAUCUGAUGAAGAAGACUGUGAUGAUCACGACGAACUUCGUCGAGAUGUGCAGGGUUUUUCGCCUUUCAGCUCGCUGAACCCAUUGAUCAUGGACGAGAAGUCUCUUCUCGAGAAAAGAGGCGAAAGGAAAAGGUUUGAACUAGCGUUAUACGAUCUUGCUCAGGCCUUGAUAGUGAUGAUUGUCUACGCGAGAGAAUAUCCUGGGUCAGGCAAACUCCACGAAGAUAAGCCGAGAAACCCUCUUCCGUCAGACAAUGUCUUCGAGCAGGUUCCAGGUUGUGGAAGUGUCGAUAUCAUGGUUUACAACCGCAAAACACUUACUCCGACCCAGAUCUCGGCGAGACUCGACACAGAACAUAAUCCAGAUGCACAAUGGAUCAGAGACUUCUUGCAGAUGGUGACGAAUGGCAUACGCCCAGAUGGUGCAACCAGCCUCAGCGGACGCAUAGAUGCUCGUAUUUUGAGUAGGUUCUGGAACGCCAAAUUUCCGAAGGGCACUUUUCCGGCGUCGGGAGCUAGUCGCUGUAUCCGCACACCAAAUGACUAUCUGAUGGAUCAGUUUGGCUCCAAGGGAAACAGAGAACCUUUACUGCUCUGUGAGCGCAAGUUGAAUAUUGCAAAGGGGUCCAUUUUCAAUGGAGCAGAUCCCACAGCAAUCGGGAAAAUGGAUGCCAUACGUGCGCGAGCAGUGACGGGAAACACCACCUCGGAGGAGGAACUUUUCAAUAAUAUUGCCCAGGGUAUUGCGGUGUGGAACUAUAUGCACCAUCCCUUGGGCCUCCCAGUCGUCCAGAAGAACCGGAGGAACAUACGAAUCGCAGUCAAUUACAUAGCCAGUACUGUCCCCCAACUUGCGAAUCUGGUAUUGAUCUUGAUUGAAUUUGAUUCACUUUGGUACUCAGAAGCAGCGCGGAGGACCACUUUAUGGGUUACUGAUAUGCUAGACGCAAUCGAGGCUGACCUCGAUGACUUCGCGUUGGCGGGGUUCUCGCCGCCGAAUGAGGCCUCGAUGCGAGCUAGGGUGGCACGACUCAGGGCUCGGAUUUCAGACAUCAGAACACUGCCGGAUCCAUGA
Messenger RNA from Colletotrichum abscissum, 3531 nucleotides. RefSeq names its product mutanase. The record is from RefSeq and is a predicted model, not a curated record. Lineage: Eukaryota; Fungi; Ascomycota; Sordariomycetes; Glomerellales; Glomerellaceae. The transcript has 8 exons. Gene Ontology annotation, molecular function: glucan endo-1,3-alpha-glucosidase activity. Bases 1 to 3531 code for a protein of 1176 amino acids.